AUGUGCGGAAACUUCUUCUUCUCCACUUUUCUCUUUCUGCUGUUCGACGAAGUUAAACUCUUUUAAAAGCGGUGAGAAGUGGAGCAAAGUGGACACAAGACACACCCGGAGACACCCGGACACACGGUGAGUCAUGGUGAAGAACUCAACAUGGCCGCUCAGACGGUGUUCUCGGUGGAGAUGUUUCCUGUCGGUGUUUCUCUGAUGGAGGACGCUCAGAGCGACAUGCCCAGGAACACGCUGCCCGCCCCUCAGCUGGUGAUGCUGGCCAAUGUGGCGGCGGUGACGGCGGCGGAGGGCAGCGGCGGUGAUGGCAGUGCGGCUGACGAGAAGGAGAUGAUGGAGCUGAAGACGGUGGGAUGCAGCUACUCGGACAGCGAGGAGGAGAACAUCAUCAGGUACAGCUACGACAACCAGAACUACAGAGAGGUGUGUAUCGUUGAGUACCCCGAGUCUCCCAGCCCGAACAUCGUCGCCGUGGUCGUAGGAAACGACGUGGAGGAAGAAGACGGGGACAAAGCUGAAGACCUGUCCCGUCGCACUCGGCCCCGCCCCUCUGCCGCCACUAAAACACCUGAGCAGGGAAAAAUGGAACGUCAACAAAGCCCCGCUGUCGCGACGGAGAUUACCAAGAAGAAGAAACCCUUCCACUGUAAGCCGUGUCACUUCCAGGCUCAGAACGAGCGGGAGUUUGUCGAACACCUCGGCACUCACGGCGUCAGCAAGAUGAUGGUGGUGAACCGGGUUGAGGGCAGGAGCAAGACCAGGAUCAAGGACGCUGACGCAGAAAUACCCGAGUCCCAGACGGCGUCGGGCGGGGAGGCGGAGAGCGGCGAGGAGUCGACGGCAGGUGACGUCAAAGGGCUGAUCAGGUGCGAACGGUGCGGCUACAACACCAACAGAUACGACCAUUACAUCGCUCACCUGAAGCACCACAGCAAGGAGGGGGAGGACCACAGGGUGUUUAAGUGCACGCUGUGUCCGUACACCACCGUCAGUCAGUACCACUGGAGGAAACACCUGAGGAAUCACUUCCCCAGCAAACUGCACACCUGCAGCCAGUGCUCCUACUUCUCCGACCGCAAGAGCAACUACAUCCAACACAUUCGGACGCACACAGGUGUCCGUCCUUUCCAGUGUCCGUACUGCGACUACUCCAGUUCUCAGAAGACCCACCUGACCCGACACAUGAGGACUCACUCUGGCGAGCGUCCUUUCAAGUGUGAGAGCUGUAACUACCUGGCAGCCAACCAGCAUGAGGUGACCCGCCACGCCCGGCAGGUCCACAAUGGGCCCAAACCUCUUUCCUGCCCGUACUGCGAGUACAAGACCGCCGACCGCAGCAACUUCAAGAAGCACGUCGAACUCCACCUCAAUCCUCGCCAGUUCCUCUGCCCGCUCUGCAAGUACGCCGCCUCCAAGAAAUGCAACCUGCAGUACCACAUCAAGUCCAGGCACUCGGGCUGCGACGUCGACCUGGACAUCUCCAAGGUCAAACUGCGCGUCAAGAAACCCGGCACUGACGGCGCCGAUGAAAACUCAGACUCCAGAGCGAGCAAGUUUGACAAUUCAUCCGACGUGGAAGAGGACUUUGACAUGGACGAGGACGAGAGCGUCGACUCUAGCCCCAUCAAUCUGUCGAUCAAAAAGAGCAGCCGGCCCGGCGCCGCCCAACCGGUGCCGAGCGAAGCAGCUGACAAGGUUCUGAAGAAAUCCAACGUCUCUGCUGAGAAAGAGAAACCUCAGAAAGGGAAGGAGAAGGUGGAACCGGAGAAAAAGGUCACGACAAGGCAGAAGAAGACUGAGAAGGUCAACGAGAAUCUUCUAGAGACGGAGACAAUAACUGCUGCUGUAAAUACAGACAAGGUAAAGAGACGAGUCAAGAAGCCGCCGGCAGAGAAGACGACUGUCCAGGACCAAUCAGACAAAGACCAAAUGGAGACGGACAAAUCUGACCAACAAAAAUCGGAGGAGGAAAGAGUCGUGAUGCCGAAAGAGGAAGAAAAGUUCAGGCCUGAGAAGGAGAAAGUACAUCAGAAGAACGAUGGCAGUGGAAAGGAGAACAAAAGCCUCAACAAGCCAAAGAAGUCCGGAUCAAAGAAGUCAGAGAAAAUACCAGAACAUGUCGAAGAAGCUCAGCAGAAACCGGACAUUCCUGAGAAAACUCAGAAGGAAAAAGUGGUCAAGGAAAAGGCUGCAAAGAGGAAAGCAGUGGAGGCUCUCGAUCUCUCCAAGAAGUCCUCGUCCGAGACUCCAUCCAAGACCAGACGGCUGAAAGCCAGCGCUACUUCAAAAGACACUAAGAAGGUCAACGAUGCCACUCCGACACCACACAGGUCCAACGGGACGACCCCUGUGAAGCAGAAGAAGACCAGGAACAUUAGCAAGAAAGCCACAGGUUCCACUGUGGAUCCAGUUAAAGACCAGAAGACUUCAGUCAACAGUCCAUUAACAGACGCUCAGCUGGACAAACCAACACCAACCACGACCUCUGAGCGCCACCCGACAGGAACCAGCCCUGCUCAGAAGGCCUCCACUGAUGAAACCAGACCCCAACGGCCACGGAAGACCCUGAAGAGACCCUCAGAGAAGAUGGAGGUUUCACCCACCUGCAGCUCAGGUGAGAGCAAACAUUCUACCGCUGGAGACCGCCAUACUCCUGUUAAACCCACAUCACCGCCGGUUUCACCUUCGACGUUUGUUAAACCUACGUCACCGCCGGUUUCACCCACCUGCAGCUCCGGUGAGAGCAAACAUUCUACCACUGGAGACCGCCGUACUCCUGUUAAACCCACAUCACCGCCGGUUUCACCUUCGACGUUUGUUAAACCUACGUCACCGCCGGUUUCACCCACCUGCAGCUCCGGUGAGAGCAAACAUUCUACCGCUGGAGACCGCCGUGCUCCGACAUUUGUUAAACCUACGUCACCAACAGUUUCACCCACCUGCAGCUCAGGUGAGGACACACCUCCAGCUAGAGACCGCCGUGCUCCGACGUUUGUUAAACCCACGUCACCGCCGGUUUCACCUUCGACAUUUGUCAAACCCACGUCACCACCCUCUCUGGUGCUUCCAAGCCAGCGCAGCAAACCCGCCGAUCCGGAGGACGACGAGGGCAUCCACAGCAGCCACGAAGGGGGAAGCGACAUCAGCGACAGCGCGUCCGAGGGCAGCGACGACUCCGGCCUCAACAGCGCCGGCGCCGGGUCGGGUAAGAUGGCCAACGACCCCGAAACGCCCACCGACGAGAUCCCGACGCCGACGGAGCUCAAGAGUCACCUGUGCAUCUUCUGCGACCGCACGUUCCCUUUGGAGGUGGAGUACCGACGCCACCUAAACCGCCAUCUCGUCAACGUCUACUACAUGGACGACACCGCCAAAGUACAGAAAUGAGGAUCUGUAUCCAUGGCAACACAUUCUGCGUGGACAUCUUGUUCUCAGCCUUUUUGACCUUCAAACAGAAACUUUGAAUUCUGGCGCUCAAAACAAAACAGAGCAGUCGGUUUAUCGCAGUUAGCUGGAUGUUAUCAACAGUCUCUUCUUCUGUGGUUCUAAGCAUUAACACAGGUUAUAUAUAUAUAUAUAUACA
Sebastes umbrosus (honeycomb rockfish) is the source of this 3589-nucleotide messenger RNA. It is a transcript of the gene rest, whose product is annotated as RE1-silencing transcription factor. Gene Ontology annotation, cellular component: nucleus. The transcript has 6 exons. NCBI's taxonomy places the organism in Eukaryota, Metazoa, Chordata, Actinopteri, Perciformes, Sebastidae. The coding region runs from base 151 to 3393 and encodes 1080 amino acids. The record is from RefSeq and is a predicted model, not a curated record. Gene Ontology annotation, biological process: regulation of gene expression.